Molecule: messenger RNA, 1003 nt
Organism: Chrysoperla carnea
Lineage: Eukaryota; Metazoa; Arthropoda; Insecta; Neuroptera; Chrysopidae
Product: SUN domain-containing protein 1-like
Exons: 8
Coding region: 134-1003 (289 amino acids)
Biological process (GO): nuclear envelope organization
Cellular component (GO): nuclear envelope; meiotic nuclear membrane microtubule tethering complex
Molecular function (GO): protein-membrane adaptor activity
Source: RefSeq, a predicted model, not a curated record
UACAAGUAAACAUAGAUAUUAUACUAGAUCUUCCGAAUAUAUCCAUAAUGGAUGUGGAGAUAUUCACCUUCAAUUACAACAGCAUAAGUUAUGUGAAAAAUUAGAAUCUCAAGAUCCUUUAAUUUCAAAACCAAUGGAUGCACCAUCCACAAUUGCUAAAACCCUUAGAAUCUUAAAAUUCGGUGUUGUUAUUGGCAUGACAGGAUUGCUAAUAGCAAAUAUGCUAGAACAUUUCGUUGGUCAAAAUGCUGCGAUAUGCGAUAUUAAAGAUGAUUUAAACGAUGUGAAAGUGAAGGUCGGAGAUUUGGACGACAAAAUAAAUCAACUAAUACAAAAUGGAACCAAUGAUGUCUUAAAUGAAAUUAAAGAAUUAUUCGCAGACCAGAAUAGAAUAAUAAUCAAUAAUAUUCCAAGUUUGGAUUACAUAAAAAAAUUGCUAAAAGAUGCUUUGUCACAAUAUGACGCCGAUAAGACAGGGCGAACGGAUUUUGCAUUGGAAUCAUCUGGCGGUGCUAUAGUCUCAAUUAGAAGCACUGAAAACUAUGUAAGAGGAGCUCCCACGCUUACUUUGUUUGGUAUACCAUUAUGUAGCGGAUCAAAUUCACCACGUACAAUUAUUCAGCCUAGUACUUUACCUGGUGAAUGUUGGGCAUUUAAAGGCAGUUCUGGUACAGCUGUAAUAAAACUUUUGGGUAGAGUAGUUGUAACUGGGGUGUCAUUGGAACAUAUUCCAGCAUCAAUUUCACCCACAGGUGAAUUGAAAACGGCUCCUAAAGAAUUCUCAAUAUGGGGCUUGACUUCGGAGGUGGACAAUGAAGGUGCAUUUUUAGGACAAUUUAUUUAUAAUAUUAGUGGGCCUUCUGUACAAUAUUUCCCAGUUAAUAACUGUUAUAAAUCCUAUAAUUAUGUAGAAUUUAAAGUUAUUUCUAACCAUGGGAAUCCUGAAUAUACAUGUGUUUACAGAAUACGAGUUCAUGGAAAAUUGGAUGGACCAAGAUUGUAA